Messenger RNA from Myotis lucifugus (little brown bat), 2655 nucleotides. RefSeq names its product homeobox A11 (gene HOXA11). The record is from RefSeq and is a predicted model, not a curated record. Gene Ontology annotation, cellular component: nucleus. NCBI's taxonomy places the organism in Eukaryota, Metazoa, Chordata, Mammalia, Chiroptera, Vespertilionidae. Gene Ontology annotation, molecular function: DNA-binding transcription factor activity, RNA polymerase II-specific; RNA polymerase II cis-regulatory region sequence-specific DNA binding. Gene Ontology annotation, biological process: regulation of transcription by RNA polymerase II; anatomical structure development.
UCUCCAAAUUUCUACUUCACGGAUCCGCUUCAAAGAGGCAGCUGCAGCGGAGAAUCAUGUUAAGCUCGGCUACCGCGGAGAGCCCAAGGUAGCCCAAUGAUGGAUUUUGAUGAGCGUGGUCCCUGCUCCUCUAACAUGUAUUUGCCAAGUUGUACUUACUACGUCUCCGGUCCAGAUUUCUCCAGCCUCCCUUCUUUCCUGCCCCAGACCCCGUCUUCGCGCCCAAUGACAUACUCCUACUCCUCCAACCUGCCCCAGGUCCAACCCGUGCGCGAGGUGACCUUCCGCGAGUACGCCAUUGAGCCCGCCACUAAGUGGCACCCCCGCGGCAACCUGGCGCACUGCUACGCCGCCGAGGAGCUCGCGCACAGAGACUGCCUGCAGGCGCCCAGCGCGGCCCGGGCGUGCCUGGGCGACGUGCUGGCCAAGAGCUCGGCCAACGUCUACCACCACCCCACCCCCGCCGUCUCGUCCAAUUUCUAUAGCACCGUGGGCAGGAACGGGCGGUACGUCGUCCUUUCGCCGUCUUUCGGCCAGUUUUUCGAGCCUGCUUUUCGGCACCACGUGGCACCCUCGCUUCCGACGAGUUCACGGGGAGCAAGAGCCGUCGACAGAGGGGCCCCGGUCGUCGCAGCGUAUUCCGCGCAUGCGGCUGCGGGUGCCGCGGGGGCCAAGGGCAUCUCGGCUACCUCAAGUUCGGUCCCGACCCCCGCUGCCGCCAUGUGCGGCGGUGUGGCGGAGGAGAAGCAGCGGCUUUGACGCCCCGAGAAUUUAUACAGCAGCCCCGAGUCGUCUUCCGGCCACACUGAGGACAGGGCCGGCGGCUCCAGUGGCCAGCGCACCCGAAAAAAGCGCUGCCCCUACACCAAGUACCAGAUCCGGGAGCUGGAGCGGGAGUUCUUCUUCAGCGUGUACAUCAACAAAGAGAAGCGCCUGCAGCUCUCUCGCAUGCUCAACCUCACCGACCGUCAAGUCAAAAUCUGGUUUCAGAAUAGAAGAAUGAAGGAAAAAAAAAUUAACAGAGACCGGUUACAGUAUUACUCGGCCAACCCACUCCUCUAAGGUUCCAGCCAGCUGGAAUCGGGUGGGGGGCUUCAUACGCGUGAGAUUAUAUGCAGAUUUUGCCCUUGACCAGGUCAAGGCACACCACACAGUGACUUUGGAAGAGAGGAGGUGUGCAAGAGAGGGGCCACUACAGGGAGAUAGCCUCCAAGGAGGCGGCCCGGGGCUCUCUUGGGCAUCUGUGGUUAAGAUUCCUAACAAUGAUUGGAUUCAGAGAAUUGUGCAGCAACUAGGAUGAAUGGUUUGGGACCCCUGGUGGUUCAUUCUUGGAGACUGCGGAGCUUCAGGCUGGGUGUGGUCUCCACCAGGGACUGGGCCCCCUGCCAGGCCCCUUGGAGAUCGACCCCCACCCAGGACCCUCCACUUGGAGCCUGUCCACCCCCCAGGCAUCAAGAAGCUAGUCCAUCUCCAAAACCAGUUCAGCUUGGGGACAGGAGCAGGAGAAAAGGGGAGGGCGCCUAGAUGUCCAAAAUGGGGCUGCUCUCCAGAGCCGGCCUGAAAGGUGACUGGACUAAGGUGGCUGUGAGGUGGGAGAGGGCUGCUGAUCCUUGAGGGAAAACAAAAAACCCUACGAUUCCAGGUGGCAUUAGUGGCCCUCCACUCCUCCUAGCCACUCACCGCACUGUCUCAAUCCUGAGCUUCUUAGCAGUUGCCUCCUGCAGCCCACCUAGUUUUUCCUAGCUAAGAGGGUCUUCGCCCUGGCCUCCGCUCAGGCAGACCUAAAGCCUGCUUGCAGAGUAUUCUAUUCCCCAAGGUGGAAGACAUCAAAAAGCAGAGAGGCUGUGCCCAGGCGCUGGCCCCUACAUCUCUGCAGGAAAUGCCUGUGGAGUGCAGCAGCUUGGCAAAGCUUCUGCCACACUUAAUGGAAGCUUGGAUUUGCUCAGCAGAGGAGCCGGCCCGGCCAGCAGUCCUCAGCUAUGAGGGGCGCAAGUCCCCUAAAACACCCGGUUCCAGCGCCACACUCUACCCUUCAAGGCCCCGGAACUGAGCUUGGAAGCUUCCAGCGACCUUCCAAGAGCUCAAGAGUGAUUUGGAAUUAUUUUAAAAGAUAAAUAUUAUAUUAUAUAUAUAUUUCCCUGCAGGAACCAAAGCAAAUUUUAAAAGAUGCAAUGUAGAGAGAGAAAAAGAUGAUGAAAAUAUUUAAAGGCUCUAUCUGUUUACAGUGUUCCACGGUUAAACUCACUCACUGCUAAGAAUAUUUGAAUGUACGCUUCAUACAGGGAUGGUGUUCAAAAGACUUGUAAAUAAAGAAACCAUAACCUAUUUUGUUUGAAUACUUUUUUUUUUGCCAUUAGUUGAUUUCCUCUGGGGUGUAAGAGGGGGCAGGAAGGGGGUUGGGAAGGGUCUUUUUAAUUUCUUGCAAUAUUUUGAAAGCAUUGGGGGUUUUCCCUGAGGUAGUUCUGCCCCACAGUGUCGGGGACCUCAGCUGAGAAAGCCGGGCCCCCGCCCAUUGAACCUGCCUCCCUGUGCUAAGAAGCGUCUGGUGGCUCUGCUUGUAAGUGUUGGCCUGUCCUCUGUUCUCGCCCAUCGCGGAUGUCGCAGCAUGUAUACAAGCGACAGGGCACAAGGGAAAUAAAGACUGUGGAAACUUGA